This is a messenger RNA of Charadrius vociferus (killdeer), 1566 nucleotides long. It is a transcript of the gene NHSL2, whose product is annotated as NHS-like 2. Bases 1 to 1566 code for a protein of 521 amino acids. The record is from RefSeq and is a predicted model, not a curated record. The transcript is spliced from 5 exons. Gene Ontology annotation, biological process: cell differentiation. Lineage: Eukaryota; Metazoa; Chordata; Aves; Charadriiformes; Charadriidae.
AUGGACGGCACGGCCACCCCCUGCGCUGGCGCCUGCAACGGGCCACAGGGCGCCCCCUUCUCCCCACCCUGGAGCACCCUGAGCUACGCAAGCCCCCCCAGCCCCACCGCUGGCCAGGGCAAGGGGGCCACCUGCACCUCACCAGGCGGUUCCAUCCCGUCGCCCAGCCCCAGCUCGCCCGCUGCUGCCCCCUCCUUCUUCAUCGCCACCGAGGAGCACGUGGGCAGCAACGGGCCCAGCUCCUUCUCCAGCGCGGUGCCCGAGUCCCCCACCACCUCCGGGGGUGGCCAGAGGUGCGCGAGCCGAGAAGCCAAGGUGAACCUCUUGCCGGGAAGCCAAGAUGAGCCAGAGCCGGUGGUGGAACCAUCGCGGCUGGGGGUGGAGCGGGCAGGGUGCCGGUUCCGCGAGCGGUCGCUGUCGGUGCCCACUGACUCGGGCUCUCUCUGCUCUGUGGACAUCGCAUACGCUGAGACCCGGCGCGGCAGUGCCAACUAUGCCCUGGGCUACCCCAGCGCCAGCUCUGAGGGCAGCACCAGCACCGACAACGUCUCCCUGGGGCUGGAGCAGGAGGGCCAGCGGCGGCGGCGCUCCAAGAGCAUCUCCCUCAAGAAGGCGAAGAAGAAGCCCUCUCCGCCCACGCGCAGCGUCUCUCUGAUCAAAGAGGGCAAGACAGGACCUUGUACUGCCAGGGAGAAGAAAAGAAAAGAAAGCAACCCCCACCAGUGGCAUCUCACGGACUGGAAGACCGGGGAUCCCUACCGGUCCCUCUCCAGCUCGAGCACGGCCACAGGGACCACGGCCAUCGAGUGCGCCAAGGCACGGGGCAGCUCCGAGUCCCUCACGUCCCCCUCCAUCUCCAGGGCCACGACACCCUCCCAGCUCUCCGCCGAGGCGGACCUCAAGACCUCCUCCCCAGGCAGGCCCACAGGGCUGAUGUCCCCAUCCAGCGGGUACUCCACCCCAGCCCAGCUGGGAGCCGGCAUGGGGGACCAGGCGCCCACCCCCAGCCCCAUCAUCACGCUGGACGUUGACCCUGCCUGCUGCAACCCCGACGCUGAGGACCCACCGUCCCCAGAGGCCAUGGGCACAGGACAAGCUGGUGACCCUGCCACAGAGCAAGGCAGCUCGGCGGAGGCCAGCACGGAGGAGAAGAGCUUCGCCAGCGACAAGACAGCCGACUCCAUCGCGGAGGAGGACGACGACGUGUUCGUGACGUCCCGCACCACAGAGGAUCUCUUCACCGUGAUCCACAGGUCGAAGAGGAAGGUCUUGGGGCGGAAGGAGCCUGGUGACACCUUUGGCAGCCGGCCCAACUCCCCCUCGCCCGUAAAGACGUCGGGCUCCCCGACCAGCGAGUCCCCCGCAGCAGCGGGCAGCAGUGGGAAGUCUUCCAGCAGGAACGAAGACUUUAAAGCCUUGCUCCAGAAGAAGAGCAGCAAAACCAGCCCCGGUACCCGGCCAUCUGCCGCUGAACUGCUCAAGACCACAAACCCGCUGGCUCGGAGGGUGAUGACGGAGUUUGCCCCUGAGCUAGACGGUGCAAACAGCCCCAAAAGCCAGCCCUAA